Molecule: messenger RNA, 612 nt
Organism: Lolium rigidum
Lineage: Eukaryota; Viridiplantae; Streptophyta; Magnoliopsida; Poales; Poaceae
Exons: 1
Coding region: 1-570 (189 amino acids)
Source: RefSeq, a predicted model, not a curated record
AUGGGAGCCAAGCUUUCCAGCUGUUUCAACCAUCGAGGCAGCCUCACGCAGCAGGCGCACCAGCCGGCGCCGGUCAGGGUCGUCGCCGCCGACGGCACGCUGAAGGAGCUCCCGGCCAGCCCCCGCGUCGCCGUCUCCGACCUUCUCGGCGCCGACGCCGCCUUCUUCUUCGUUUGCAACUCCGAUGACCUCUACUUCAACGAGCCCCCACCGGCGCUGUCCCCCGGCGAGCUUCUCCGGUCGGGUGAGUUAUACUUCCUACUCCCGGCGGCACUGCUCGCGCGGCCGCUGUCAAGCGCGGACAUGGCCUCGCUGGCCGUCCGCGCGAGCGUGGCGCUCGCGACCAAGAGGCCGCAACGGGUUGGCGGCAAGAAUAAUAAGGUGCGCGUCAUGCCGGUGCUCGAGGAGCUAGAAGACGGCAAGGACGUCUUGUUCAACGAGAAGCUUAACGAGCGGACGCUCGGAGAGUACGGGCUGUCGAUAAGUCCGGCGAAGAAGAGCCAAGAGAAGCUCGCCGCACGGUCGCGGCUGAAGCGGGCUCUGAGCAUCAUUCAGGAGAUGGCUGAGUGAAGCAUCCCUGCGCGCACGACAGAUGGAUAGUACUGUCGUUGA